AUGUUUCUUUUAGCAGAAAUAUUUGUGCUUCUUUUCAAAGUUCUCUAUUACAUCUGUGAGAGUGUAGUUAAAUUAUUUGCUCCAGUAAAGGCAAAAAGUGUGGCUAGUGAAAUUGUUCUGGUAACAGGUGCGGGUCACGGUAUAGGAAAGGAAUUAGCAAUUGGUUACGCCUUGUUAGGAGCCACAGUAGUAUGUUGGGACAUCAAUGAAAAAACCAACCAACAGACAAAGAACGAGAUUAAAAAAAUGGGAAAAGACUCUAUACAUGCGUAUCGAUGCGAUGUAACAAACAGAGAAGAAGUCUUCAAAGUGGCCGAAAAAGUAAGAACAGAAGUGGGCGACGUUACUAUUUUAAUUAAUAAUGCUGGCACAUUACGUGCAUUUUUACCAAGCAUGAUUGAAAAGAAUCAUGGUCAUGUCGUUGCGGUUUCAUCACUAUUAGCAAUUGUAACGUUAAUGUAUGCGACAGUUUACUCUCCUACAAAAUCCGCAGUCAGAGCACUUAUGGAGAGUUUUAAUGAAGAAUUGCGUUUAUCUAGUAAGGGAAAAUCUUUAAUUAAAUUCACUACAGUUUUCCCAACUUUAGUGUUUAACGGAAUGCUUAAAAAGCUAGUAAUGAGAAAUUUUCCGAACAAAGCACAAGAAUGCGUAAAAGAUUUCGUUAAUCUUAGUGCCGAACCAGAUAAUUAA
Linepithema humile (Argentine ant) is the source of this 690-nucleotide messenger RNA. The record is from RefSeq and is a predicted model, not a curated record. Lineage: Eukaryota; Metazoa; Arthropoda; Insecta; Hymenoptera; Formicidae.